Messenger RNA from Tachyglossus aculeatus (Australian echidna), 1197 nucleotides. RefSeq names its product Ras association domain family member 2 (gene RASSF2). Gene Ontology annotation, cellular component: cytoplasm; nucleus. Gene Ontology annotation, biological process: regulation of non-canonical NF-kappaB signal transduction; positive regulation of protein kinase activity; positive regulation of JNK cascade. The transcript has 10 exons. The record is from RefSeq and is a predicted model, not a curated record. The coding region runs from base 28 to 1014 and encodes 328 amino acids. NCBI's taxonomy places the organism in Eukaryota, Metazoa, Chordata, Mammalia, Monotremata, Tachyglossidae.
GGCGCCUCAUGAGAGGAGACACCGAAGAUGGAUUAUGGCAACCAGACCGGCCUCGUCCCUUGCGGGUCUGGCAAGUACAUUUCGAAGCAUGAACUCCUGUUACAUCUGAAGACCUACAACCUCUACUACGAAGGGCAGAACUUGCAGCUUCGUCACCGGGAGGAAGAAGGCGAGCUGAUCGUGGAGGGUCUCCUGAACAUCUCCUGGGGCCUGCGGCGGCCCAUCCGCCUGCAGAUGCAGGACGACUACGAGCGCGUCCGCCCGCCGCCCUCCUCUUCCUCCUGGCACUCCGGCUGCAACCUCGGCCUCCACGGGUCCGGGCCUGCUCCCGCUCCCCUCCCCAUCCCCGACAUCCAGAUCACGGACACCGAGGCCUCGGCGGACGGAGGCCGGAUGCCCAGCCCCGGCGGAAGCGGCGGGCUGAAGCCGCUGGCCGAGGAGGCCCCGCAGCUGCUGCGGACCCGCAGUGAUGUGGGCGUCCGGCGCCGCGGGAACGUGCGGACCCCCGGAGACCAGCGACGCAUCAAGCGCCACCGUUUCUCCAUCAACGGCCACUUCUACAACCACAAGACAUCCGUGUUCACCCCGGCCUACGGCUCCGUCACCAAUGUCCGCGUCAACAGCUCCAUGACAGCGCCUCAGGUGCUCCGGCUGCUGCUCAAUAAGUUCAAGAUCGAAAAUUCUGCCGAAGAAUUCGCCUUGUACGUUGUCCACACCAGCGGAGAGAAGCAGAAGCUGCGCGGGACGGAUUAUCCGCUCAUGGCGCGGAUCCUGCAGGGCCCAUGUGAGCGUGUCUCCCGCCUCUUCCUCAUGGACAGAGACCAGGUGGACGAAGUCACCUACGAUGUCGCUCAGUACAUAAAAUUCGAGAUGCCGGUUCUCAAGAGCUUCAUUCAGAAGCUGAAAGAGGAGGAGGACCGCGAAGUGACCAAACUGAAGCGCAAGUACACUGGCCUCCGGUUGAGGAUCGAGAGGAGGCUGGAGGAGAUAGCCGAGAGCCCGCCCGCCAUCUGAGCCACCCUGCCCCGGCCUCCCCUGAUGCCCCCGCCGUCGAACCCAGGCCCGCCCUGAGCCCAGCCGGGGCCCCGAUUGACUUGAUGGGAGCACUGGAGGGGAGGCCAACUGUCCACCUCACCCUGAGGCCUCCUUAUCCGCCGUCUCCUGCUCCGUGAGGGGAUGCUGAGAGGGCCGCUCUGG